UCUAAGGAACACGCACACAUAUAACGAGGAAAAGGUAUCCAAGAGCCCGAAGAGGUACACCUAAAAAUCCCUGCAGCACCGUAUGCGUGCCCAAAAACUGAACUGCACGUCCGUCCCACCAUUCGACUACAGUAGCAUCACCCCCUCCCUGUCCCACUCUAUACCAAAACGGAAGAUUGCCGACUACAGCAUACUGCUGUCUGAAGUGCUGUCUGUACACAAACACCAUGGUAGGCAUUAA
Ectocarpus sp. CCAP 1310/34 is the source of this 241-nucleotide messenger RNA. NCBI's taxonomy places the organism in Eukaryota, Phaeophyceae, Ectocarpales, Ectocarpaceae. The record is from the annotation of a GenBank genome assembly.